AUGUCUACCAACAAUCUGGCAGAAUUUCUAGCGGGCGCACAUGUGGCUGCCGAGGUGUUUGAGUUACGGCCCGACUACCGAGCCUUUUUGAUGGUCGUCGACGGCCUUCCAACAGGGCCCAGCAACGACUUGAGCGAGAACUUGCUGCAGGAAGCCGAAGCUAGCGCAAGAGAGAAAUUUCAAAAGCAACCCAUUGCAGAGUUUCCCCACGUGGCGGCCUGGCGAACGGCGUACAAGGCAUUCGGUGCUAAGCCCCAGAAGUACCGCAACAGUCUCGAGGCACUUACACGACGAGUGGAAACUGGUGGUUUACCGAGAGUCAACCGGCUCACGGACAUCUACAACGCCAUUUCGGUCAAAUAUCAACUUCCAUUUGGCGGCGAGGACCUGGACAAAUACCACGGGAGCCCGCGAUGCAUCCGCGCUACAGGCCAGGAAAACUUUGAAGUGACGGCCAGUGGUGCAACAGUCAUUGAGCAUCCAGACGCCGGAGAGGUAGUUUGGUGCGACGAAGGUGGUGUUACCUGUCGCCGGUGGAAUUGGCGUCAAGGCCCCCGCACUGCUCUCACCGACUCGACCACACGAGCACUCUUCAUCAUCGACAUACUCGAUCCGAUUACCGACGAUGUAGUUGAUGCCGCCGUUGCAGAACUCACCUCUGCGUUGAGGCAGCUGAACCCGGAUAUCGUUGUUGAAACCCGGAAAAUUAGCAAUCCCUCAAGGCAAUGA
This is a messenger RNA of Colletotrichum truncatum, 729 nucleotides long. RefSeq lists its product as uncharacterized. Lineage: Eukaryota; Fungi; Ascomycota; Sordariomycetes; Glomerellales; Glomerellaceae. The record is from RefSeq and is a predicted model, not a curated record. Gene Ontology annotation, molecular function: phenylalanine-tRNA ligase activity; RNA binding.